Molecule: messenger RNA, 531 nt
Organism: Sciurus carolinensis (gray squirrel)
Lineage: Eukaryota; Metazoa; Chordata; Mammalia; Rodentia; Sciuridae
Gene: Tex51
Product: testis expressed 51
Exons: 6
Coding region: 1-531 (176 amino acids)
Source: RefSeq, a predicted model, not a curated record
AUGCUGUCUCUCCUGCUCAUCUUUCUCCUGCCAAUCACUGGUGGGAAUACCUGCCUCCGCUGCUGGCCAGAGAUGCCUGCCCUGCUGGACUAUGACCUGAAGAUUCUCUGGGGCACUUCGGCACCACCAGUAGAACUCUCCCAAAAUAGGGACCAUCUGGAAGAAGAAGCAGCCAAAUUCUUUAACCAAGUAGACCAAGCCAUUAAGAAAUUACGAAAUGAUAAAUUGUCACUUUUGGAAGAGAUUCAUGUGCAUAAGGGUCUCCUUGCUGAGAGACUGAAUAAGAGAUCAGAGGAGCUAAAGGAGAAGGACAUCGACUCCACAAUAGAGGUCACUGAGUGUGCCAACUGCAAUACUCAGUUCUUGUCCUGCAAUGACCCUGCUCUCUGCCCAGCUAAGAACCUGAAGUCCUACCAGUGGGCCGUAAUCCUCAGCAUUGUGCUACUCAUGGCCAUAGCUGGAGUUGGAUGUUACCUUUUCUGGUUCAAGAGGAAGAAAAAGAAGGAAGCAGAAGAGGUACUGAGAGAGUAG